Molecule: messenger RNA, 4466 nt
Organism: Actinia tenebrosa (Australian red waratah sea anemone)
Lineage: Eukaryota; Metazoa; Cnidaria; Anthozoa; Actiniaria; Actiniidae
Product: speckle targeted PIP5K1A-regulated poly(A) polymerase
Biological process (GO): RNA 3'-end processing
Molecular function (GO): zinc ion binding; poly(A) RNA polymerase activity; RNA binding
Source: RefSeq, a predicted model, not a curated record
GCUACUCACUCUUGUCAAGAUAUGGCUGCACGUGUUGGCUGACAUGUUAUUUUUUGACGUUUUAACUUUGUCUUUAGUAAGAGUAAGAGCUAAGAUAUGAGUGAAGACAAGACGUGUGUGGUUGGAAAACCAAGUCAGGUUUAUUGUGAUGUCUGCAAUGUCUACAUAUCUUCAGCAUCAUUGCUUGCAACUCACAUCAAAGGCAAAAAGCACCAAAGUCUUCAGAAGGUACAAGAAGAACAAAGCAAAGCUGCAGCACUGAGUGUGUAUGUAACUGGCUUAAAGUGCUCUGAAACAAAUGAAGAUGAAAUGAGCACAUUUUUCAGCUCUUUUGGAAAAGUCAAAAAAAUCUACUUUGACAARAAUAAGGGAGUUUAUGCUAUUGUAGAAUUUGAAGAUGAAAAGAGUGUUUCAGACAUCUUAGAAAAAGAGGAGCCAAUUAUCUUUAAGGGAAAACACCUGARGAUAAAGAAAAGGACCUUUGCUAAACAAAAAACACUAGAAAAACAAGAGCCCAAUAAAAGUCCUGARCCCAACCCAAAGAAGAGAAAGAAACGUUAUUCAAGUGAAACCAAAACUGCAGCUUUUUUACCAAAAGAAUUAAUCRAUAAAUUGAAGCAGCUUAACACAAUAAGCCAGCAGAUAGAUCGGUUAAUGAGUGAAUUACGUCUGUCAGAUGAAGACAURCAGCUUAGGUCACUAGUCUGCAAGGUCUUGGAAGAAGUCUUCAAGGAAUUCUCUCCUUCAGUACAAGUAGUUCCUUAUGGUUCAUCRGCUAAUGGCUUGGGCUGCAAGGGAACAGAUCUGGAUAUAACAAUCCUAACAGAUAAAGACAUAAUAGAAGGUSAAUUAGACACUAAAGASUCUGGUGCUGUAGUUGGACCAGAARCCAAGGKCUCCAAUKUGUUUAUGUUUGUAGUGAAGGUGCUAARAAGUCUUGUACCUGGAUGCUCUCAUGUCAUACCAAUCUACUCUGCUAAGUGUCCUGUUAUAAAGUUCACCCAUCAAUCAAGUGGAUUGUCAUGUGAUUUAACCAUCAAUAACAGACUUGGCAUCCAAAAUACUAAGCUUCUCAGGUGUUACAUGGCACUAGAUCCCAGGGUAGCUCAACUAGUGUAUAUCAUAAGGGCCUGGGCCAAAACUCUARGUAUAUCAGGAGGUGAUAGUGGGCAGUUGACAAGCUAUGCUCUGACGCUAAUGGUUAUUUACUUUCUUCAAACCACCAACCCUCCUGUGAUUCCUUCCUUACAAAAUAUCUCUGGAUGGCCAAUGAAUGCUGAGAAGAUAAGUGGAGAUGAAAAAGAUAAAGGGAAAGAUGUGCAGGACUGUUGCAUUGAUGGAUGGGACUGUAGCUUCUUUGAAGACAUAACCUUGCUAUCUCCAAGCUUAAAUAACAAGUCGGUUGAAAAACUUCUUGAAGAAUUUUUUGACUUCUAUGGUAAUAAAUUCGAUUACGGCAAUUGUGCAGUCAACAUCCGGAAAGCUGAGAGAUGUACCAACUUAUCACUAGAAGAUGAACUGCGGGAAAUAGAAAUGAAAAGAAAAAGUCUUGAUCAGGCAAAUAAAAAUGUAUCACUGAGUGAAGCUAGCAUUGGAUCUGGUAUGACACUAGAAACAGCGGCGAAUAAAAGAGACCUUGAUCAACACUCUAGCCUAGCUGAACCAAAUGAAGAAGACAAGCCCAAAGAGACAGGAACAAUGUGGAAAAUCACACCAAUCUGUGUACAGGAUCCAUUUGAACUGACUCAUAAUGUAACUCAGAAUAUCGGGGUACCAUCCCUGAAGAAUAUCAUCCACUGUAUGAUGUAUGGCUUUAGAGUAUGUUCAACAUUUCCAUUAGAUGGUCAUCUCACAGAAUCUGAUCCAGGAAUCGCAACCUUCUUCUCCAGCCCGACGACUAAGACUCCCAUCAAAAGGAAAAAGAGAGAAGGCUACUCGUUCUCUGUAUACUUGUGUGAGAAAAAAGCAAUGGAUGAGGAAGCCAUACCAGCUGGUGGAAUGGUUUGCUCAAGACAUUCAAACCCAGAGGAACUAUUCAAUGCGUUUUGUAAAUACUUGGAACAUGAUCUCCAAAUCAGAUGUGAUUUGGAAGGUGAUAGCGGUGAUCAAGACUCGAGAGAUCAUUUCAGUGCAAGCUGUACUGCUUUAACCAAUACAUGGACGCACUGCAGAAGAGAGCGAAGAAAGUGUAAAAACAAAGAUGACUUGUCCUUAGCAAGCGAGGAGGAAACCUUUCACCUCACUGUACCUGAGAGGUCCUUGUUACAAGAUUCUGAACCAAAGCCACUCGACCCACCCCAAUUCGAAGCACCUCCAUCUCAUAAAGAACAGGAUAACAACAACCCUGUCCUUGUYUUUAAAUUGAUUCUCUCAGAAAAGAAAGAUUCUUCAGGAGGAAAAAGCAGAGAGUGUGUUGUCAAACUGGAACAUAUUGAUGGCACUGGGCUACAGACUUUUGAAAACUUUUACGCUUUUUUCAAAAAGCAAAUACAAGCUCUUUUCACGUAGGAUGUUUGGAUAUAUAGAUUUAUGAAUAUAUUAUGGAUUAUCCGCUUCAGUUGCAAUAAGAUGAGCAACAAAAUCUUGCAGCUUGUCGCGCAACAUUACUGCAUUGUUUCAACUGUCGAAUGCAACUGUUGCUUGUUUCGCGCACAAUUCUUUGUUGCACGUAAUAARAUCUCACGCCUCUCUUUGCAGCAAAGAAAAUCGGUUGGGCGUUGCCUUGCAAGUUGCGCAAUUACAUAAUCUAGUCAACACAAUGAAAAUAUUGCGURCGAAGCUGUACAAUUUUUUUGCCCGAAUACAUUUGCUAACUGCUGGAAGAGCAAAGUAUCACCAUAUGUGAAGCGGACGAGGUACAGACGUACCGUACUGUGCCGUUGUAACGGUACUAAUCUGAUUGACUGACGAGUCAUUUUGAGUGUUGUCAGUCUGGUUCAACGUGUAGUCGUCAAUUUUGCGCCAUUAAUGUUCAAACACRUUCUGCAUGUGUCAAUGAUGGGUUGGUGUUGAGACUAAGUACAAGUUUUUUAGCGUAAUACACGUGCGACCGCAGAGGACUGGAAACGAAAGCUGAAAAAGGACCGAACGCAUUGUGCAUAUAAGUUGUGCGUUAUAAGAAAGUGUUGAUAUGACAGUACACUAAAAUGCCACAUUUCAUAAGCUUAUAACAUCACGCCAUUAAUAUUAACGUUGAAGGCAGUUUUCACGGRAUAUUUUGUGUGCAACAUUGCAAGGUAAUUCACGAAACUACUUUGCUCCGUUACGUGCAAGAUAACAAACACCAGGCAACAUAUCUGAAUCUCUCCAAAAGAUUUGAUUAGUCAUUCGUGAAGACUUGGAUGCACAAGUGCUGCAACAAAAUUGUAGAACACUUACGUUUAUGGUUUUUUACAAUUUUUUGUAACUCGGCCUGCGACUAGCCUCCUGCGUUGUAAGGAACUUCCGUAGUGUAGCAUAGCUACAGUGUGAGGUUAUAUGCACACAGUUWUUUAUUUUAACAAACGAUUGUGUGCGUAUUAAAAGUGGCUUCUYAUUUAUCUGUUCCCCCUAACUGCCAUAGUUAAUGGAGCGGAAUGGUUGGAAAACCUAUUGUUCUAUGUUUUUGUUCGUCUUUAUCCAUUGUCAUAUGACGUUGACCGUGCACAGUGAAGGAAAAGCUGCUCCAUUUGUUCACAGUAUUAGGGAAUAUAAAAGUUUUUUCCCCUUAAAAAUCGUUCUAAAAUAUGUAUUAUUUGUUAAUUAAUCCUAUAUGAUUAAUAUAGAUYGUUUAUUGAAAAUGAAAUUGCUCUUUUUCAUGCUUUCUUAUUUAUCAUCUAGUAACUUAACUGUAUAUGCGCGGAAAUAUUUAUCCGCAUAGUUUGUGGUCAUGCAAUGAAAGUUUUCACUUUCAAAGUGUUCAUACAUGAAAAUAAUAAGGAAAUGAGUAUUUUCAGCCAUACUUGCUUUGGUUCAUUGUGCACCCUCAGUAACACGUGAUGGUACGAUUCAACAUCAAAGGCAAAACAAUAGCUUUGUUCUAUGGAGUUUCCAAACCAUUCCGCUCCAUUAACUAAGCCCUAAGUAURUAUAUAUAUAUAUAUAUACGAUGCUCUUAUAAAAGGUGUAUUAUUUCCUGUGUUCCUUCAAAACCAAAAGCCUGAAGCAUGAAUCCUUUAAAAAACCCACACUCUUUCACUUCUUAAAGUGAAAUUGAAAAAGAUUUUUAGAUCAUAAUUAUGACUUAGACUGAAAGUCUUAAAAGAUUCGGUUUCUGUUCUGUACUAAAAGUAAACAUUUCUGGUGACCUAGUUGAUGGAUCUUAUCCUAUAGUACAGCAAAAGAGUUACAUUCAGUGGAUAGAUCAGUAUCAGUUUUGUUCACUCUUUAAGCAAUGGUUAUGUUUAGUGAGCAUCAUUGUUUCAAGGUUGAAGUCAAUAAAAGUUUUGUUCAAAGGUCUUAUCAAUAAACCUGUAAAACAACCCAGA